GCAGUUACAGAGAGAGAGGGAGGGACAGAGAUCUUCCAUCUGCUGGCUUACCCCCCAGAUGACUGCAAUGGCCAGAGCUGGGCCAAUCAGGAGCCAGGAGUCAGGAGCUUCUUCCUGGUCUCCCAAGUGGGUGCAGAGGCCCAAGAACUUGGGCCAUCUUCUGCUGCUUUCCCUGGCGCAUAAGCAGGAAGUCGGAUCAGAAGUGGAACGGCCAGGACUCGAACCGGCCCCUUAUGGGAUGCCUGCACUGCAGACGGCAGCUUUACCCACUACACCACAGCGCCAACCCCUUUGAUUUCCUCUUAUGUCUAUUGAUUGUUUAGGAGUAAGUUGUGUAAUUUUCCAUGUAUGUUUAUGAUUUCUAAAGUUUUUCUAGUUCUUUUACAUGUAAUCAGUAAAGAUACUUGAUAUGAUUUCUGUUCUUUUAAACUUGUUGAGACUUGUGCUGUGACCUACCAUAUGGUCUAUCCUGGAUAAUGUUCCAUGUGCUAUUUUUUUAAAAAGAUACUAGACACCCCCCCCCUUUUAAAAAAAGAUUUAUUUAUUUGAAAGGCAGAGUUAGAAAGGGGGAGAGAAAGAGCCAGAGACAGAGAUCUUCCAUCCACUGGUUCAGUCCUCAAAUGGCUGCCACAGAAGGGGCUGGGCCAGGCCAAAACCAGGAGCCAGGAACCCUAUCUGGUUCUCCUCUUCAGGUGCAGGGGCCCAAAGAAUCGAGCCAUCUUCCACUGCUGUCCCAGGCGUAUUACCAGGGAACUGGAUUGGAAAUGGAGCAGAGCAUCUGGGACUCAAACAGGUGCCCAUAUGGGACACCAGUGUCGCAGGCGCACGUGGCAACUUCGCCCACUACACCACAGUGCUGGCUCCUCCAUGUGCUUUUAAGAAGAAUGUGUAUUCAAGAACUGUUGGACGGAAAGUUCUGUAGAUGUGUGUUAGAUCAAAUUCAUCUAUGGUGCAAUGUAGCUCUGCCAUUGGUUUUUUUUGGCCUAGACUUGUCCAUUUCUGAAACUGUGGUAUUGAAGCCCCCCUACUGGUACUGUAUUAGUGUCUCUCUCUAAGUCUGUUAAUACUUGCUUUACAUGUUUGAUUGCUCCAGUAUUGAGCACAUUUAUAUUUACAAGUGUUGUUUUGGCUUGUUGGAUUGAAUCAUUACCAUUAUAUACCGACCUUCCUGACCUAUUUUUACAUCUUUUUUUAAUUUAAUUUUAAAGAUUUAUUUAUUUAUUUGAAAAUCAGAAUUACACAAUGAGAGAAGGAGAGGCGCAGAGAGAGAGAGAGAGAGGUCUUCCAUCUGCUGUUUCACCCAACCCCCCCAGUUGGCUACAGCGGCUAGAGCUGCACCGAUCCAAAGCCAGGAGCCAGGAGUCUUCUUCGGGUAUCCCACAUGAGUGCAAGGGUCAAAGGACCUGGUCAUCUUCUACUGCUUUCCUAGGCCAUAGCAGAGAGCUGGAUUGGAAGUGGAGCAGCCGGGACUUGAACUGGCAUACCCACAUGGGAUGCUGGUACUGCAGGUGGUGGCCUUACCCACUAUGCCACAGCGCCGGCCCCUUAUUUUUAUCUUUUGAUUUAAAAUCUUUUAUUUCAUAGAAGUAUGGCUAUUCCUGUGUUCCUUUGGGUUCCAUUUGCGUGGAAUAUCUUGUUCCAUCCUUUCACUUUCAGUCUAUGUAUGUCCUUAGAGGUGAAGUGAGUUUCUUGUAAACAGCAUAUAGUUAGGUCCCUCUUUUUUUUUAAGUUUUAUUUAUUUUAUUUGAAAGAGUUACAGAGAGGCAGAGGCAGAGGGGGAGAGACAGAUAUAGAGAGAAAAGUCUUCCAUCCGCUGGUGCACUCCCCAAAUGACUGCAAAAACCAGAGCAGAGCCAGUCCGAAGCCAGGAGCCAGGAGCUUCAUCCAGAUCUCCCAUGCAGGUGCAUGGGGCCCAAGGACUUGGGCCAUCUUCCACUGCUUUCCCAGGCCAUAGCAGAGAACUGGUUUGGGAGUGGAGCAGCCGGGACUCAAACCGGUGCCCAUAUGGGAUGCUGGCACUGCAGGCAGUGGCUUUACCUGCUACGCCACAGCACCAGCCCUCCCCCCCCCCCUUUUAAGAUUUAUUUGAGAGGCAGAGUUACAGACAGAGAGGUCAAGACAGAGAGAGAGGUUUUCCAUCCAUUGGUUCACUCCCCAAAUAGCCACAAUGGCCGGAGCUGGGCCGAUCUGAAGCCAAGAGCCAGGAGCUUCUUCCAGGUCUCCCACUCAGGUACAGGGGCCCAAGCACUUGGGCCAUCUUCCACUGCUUUCCCAGGUCGUAAGCAGACAGCUGGGUCAGAAAAGGAGCUGCCAGGACAGGAACCAGCGUCUACAUGGGAUGCUGGUGCUGCAGGCAUAUUCUUAGUCUACUAUGCCUCAGCGUCAGCACCAGGUCCUGUUUUUUAAUCAGUUCUAUCACUGUAGAUCUUUUAAUUGAAGAACAUAGUCCAUAGCUGGAUUGGAAGCAGAGUAGGCAGAACUGGAGCUGUCACUCUGAUAAUGGGAUGCCAGUGUCUCCAGGGGCACCUUACCCUACUAUGCCACAGCACCCACCUCUGUUGAGUUCAUUUUUAUAUAAGGUAUGAAAUUUAGGUUGAGGUCCAGUUUUUCCUGAAAUUUCUCCAGCACCAUUUGUUGAAGACUCAUAUACUUUACAGGUUCACAAAAAUUCCAUUGGACUGCUUUUGUACCUUUGUCAAAAAUCACCUGGGCAUGCAUGUGUAGGUCUAUUUUUGGGUUCUCCUCUGUGUGCCAUUGAUCUAGCUACUUGUCCUUCUGCCAAUACCGUACUGCCUUGAUUACUUUAGCAAUAUAAUGAGCCUUACUAUUGUGCAGUGACUCAUUUCACUUUAUUAUUCUUUUGCCACAUGGCUUUAGAUAUUCUUAGGGCCUGAGCCUCCUAUAUAAGUUUUAGAAAAACCUGUCUGUUUUUAUUAAGAUCUGUGUUGGGAGGAAUUGCAUCACAGUACUGAUUUUCAGAGUAAGAUACUUUUUUUUUUUGACAGGCAGAGUGAACAGUGAGAGAGAGAGACAGAGAGAAAGGUCUUCCUUUUGCCGUUGGUUCACCCUCCAAUGGCUGCCGCGGGCACGCUGCAGCUGGCGCACCGCGCUGAUCCGAUGGCAGGAGCCAGGUGCUUAUCCUGGUCUCCCAUGGGGUGCAGGGCUCAAACACUUGGGCCAUCCUCCACUGCACUCCCUGGCCACAGCAGAGAGCUGGCCUGGAAGAGGGGCAACUGGGACAGAAUCUGGCGCCCCGACCGGGACUAGAACCCGGUGUGCCGAUGCCACAAGGCGGAGGAUUAGCCUAUUGAGCCACGGCGCUGGCUCCAGAGUAAGAUACUUAUAACUCACUCGCUCAGCUAUCUGUGUUAGCAAAUGUCUUCCCUUCCCAAAAUUUAGCAGUUCUUGUAACCCCACUCAAGGCUCGCUCAUUCACUCAGCAGUUGUUUGGGACUGUUUUCCGUCCUACUGAGUCUUGUUGCAUUGUAAACCCUGUUCUAAGAGUGUUGCUGUGUUGUAAUUGCUGACUUGGAAUGGGAGAGCUAUUUGGUAUAGAGAGAGUCUGAGGUUUCCCUGACUGGGCAUUUGGGACAGAAGAAAAUGUUCUCAAAUUGCUCUUAGCCAUUGCUUCAUUUCAUGUAACAUUCCAUGUCACUUUAUUUCAGCUUCUCGGUUGGAUUAGCAGUGCCACAUGUGACAUUUUAGCUUUACCUAUAAUGGGACAUAAAAACUUGGUUUAUAUACUCUUUCAAACUAGUGUAAAGCCCUGUAACUUGUGUUCUGAGCUACUUAAGGACUUUCACAGUUUUUGAAAGAAAUCUAUUUAAACUCCUGCAGUCAUCUUCUGUCACUUGUCCAGAAGCCAAUUUAUCCUCGUAUCUCUCAUUUGGUCACUUCUGUUUUUUCAAUUUUCUUUUUGUAAAAAAAAAUAAAUAAAUUUGUUGUUAUAUUGGUGUAGUGUAAGGGUGGUAUCCACCUUAGGGCUUGGCCUGCCUGUGUGUCUGGGCUUCCCCUGUGAGUGAGACCUCCACUGGAAAAGAUCAUGACUCAGUCAUUGCUGACCGUCUUUAUUUAGGUUGUUGUUUUUGUUGUUUGUUUGUAUUGGUGUUUUGAACCAAGCACGCCUAUGGAAUGCUGGUGUAGCAGGCAGUGGCUUAACCUGUACGCCACAUUGCUGGCCUCCAAUUUCAAGUCUUUCAGAAAUUACAGAGGGGCCUCUUCCCUACAUUGUGUGGUAUACAUUUAUUCAUUUAUGUUUCCUUAUGGAUGGUUUUGGAGUUAAGAGAGAUAAAUAUGUAUCUCAGACUCGAAAUUUUACUUCUUUUAGUUUUUUAUUUUGGAAAAUUGCAAGCAAGCUUAGAUAAAAGUUAGAAAAUACUGUAUUGACCCUCAUGUACCCAUUUUCAGCUUCUCCAGUUCUCUCUCAACUCAUAGUUGUACUUCCACCUUUACCCAUUCCUGCUGGAGGAUUUUGAAGCAAAACCAAGAUAGAAAAUUAUUUUGUUUGUGAUUUUACAUCACUAUGUUUUGCUGAAAGAGAUCCUCUGUUUUCAGCCUUUAAAUAUGAAAACCUAAACAUCAGAAAAUAAACACCCGUGUAAUUUUUAUCUAGAUUCAGCAAGUGUUAACACUUUCACUUUUCUUGUUUUUUUUUGUUUUUUGGGGGGUUUUUUGUUUGUUUGUUUGUUUGACAGGCAGAGUUAGUGAGAGAGAGAGAGAGGUCUUCCUUUCGUUGCUUCACUCCCCAAAUGGCUGCUACGGCCAGUGCUGCAGCCAGCACACUGCGCCGAUCCGAAGCCAGGAGCCAGGUGCUUCCUCCUGGUCUCCCAUGCGGGUGCAGGGCCCAAGCACUUGGGCCAUCCUCCACUGCCUUCCCGGGCCACAGCAGAGAGCUGGACUGGAAGAGGAGCAACCAGGACAGAAUCCGGCACCCCAGCCCGAACUAGAACCUGGGGUGCCGGCGCCGCAGGUUAGCCUAGUGAGCCGUGGCGCCGGCCCACCUUUUUUGUUUUAACUUCCAUCUGUAUAUGUGUAUUUUUUCAGAAAAAUUUGAAAAUUUGUUACACCCAUUAUAACGCUUUAUCUCUAAAUGCUCUUGGAUGAAUUUCCUCAAAUAAAGACACUUGUUUACCCAACCACAAUAUCAUUAUUAUGCUAAGAAAAUUAAUAGUGAUCUAUGCCAUACUGUAACUUCCCAAAAUCAGACAAUAUUUAAAGGUAAAGAGUAGCAACAGUGUUAGCAGAGGAGGUUGUGAUUAGGGCCUGUAUCCCCAGAGCAUGUCUAUUGUAUAGCCAUCCUUUACAGUAUCCCCACCCCCAGCCUUCUGCUUGAAAUCUCAGCCCUGCAGAAAAGCUGAAAAUACUAGUGUACAGUGAAAAUCCCAACAUCCUCCCCCUAGAUUAACCAGCGACCUAAUUACCACAUUUACUUUUUCUGCUUCUAUGCCCAUGCCACCCCUGUUUGCCAAAAGCUUUGAAAAUAAGCUGUAUAAGCAUCAUGACACUUUUGCAUGUUUCCCCAAGAACAAGGACACUUUCUUUAUAUCAUGGUGAUAAUUAUAUUUAGUGGCCACCAAACUCAUAUUUCUCCAGAUAUCAAAACAUGCAUUUGGACAUUUUUUUUCCCAAGUUACUGGCUAAUGAGUGAUUUCACACUGUGUUCCCUUCUGGUGCCCUUUAAUUUUUUCUGACCUGGAGCAGAUCCCUGCCUUUUUUGUCUUUCCUGAAAUUGCCAUUUUUAAAGUGCUGACUCUUGAAUUAAUAAUCUUCAUGGUUUUAUUUCAUGGUAAACAUUAUUGGCUAGAAUGCUACAAAGAUGAUGUCUUGCUUUUUUAUUUCUAAUAUAUUAUUCUCUUUUCACCUACUCUGUGUUCUUAGCAUUUAUAUAUGAUACCUGUCUGAAUCAACUAUUGUACUGAUGGUUGCAAAAAGCAUGAUUUCACAUUUGUUUUGCUUUUUUUAAGCUAGCUUUUCUUCUGUAAAGAAGCAUGCUCUCCACCCAGAUGUAAAUGUUACUCUUGCACACAAGGAUGGAUCUGUGACAUCAGUCUUUUUUUAGGAAAAUAGUGUUAUUUGAAACACAAACACAGGGAGAAGCUCCUGUCUGCUGUUUCACUUCCUAAAUACCCAUGACUUCUGGGCCAGGCCAGGCCAGGCUGACACCAGGAGUCAGGAACUCAAACCAGGUCUACCACGUGGUUGGCAGGGACCUGAUACCUGCUGCCUCCUAGAGUGUGCAUUAGCAGGAAGCUGGAAUCAGGAGUGGAGCCAAGAGCUGAACCCAAGUGAUAAACUACAGAUGUAAACACUAGGCACUUCAACAUGGGAUGCAGGAGUCCCAAGUGGGGGCAGGACUGGAUUUCAGGCACCUAGUAUGGAUAUGGAGUGUGGAUGUCCCAAGUUGCCACUUAAGCUGGUGUACCCAGUACACCCACACCAGCAGUCUCUUUUGUCUAGCUACUUUAAAGAACUUUGUUCUGAGUCACUGAGCUCUGUGAAUGUAACUUUAUUUUUUUCUUAAUCUGUUCUGCUGAUUUCUGCUUUAAAAAAUUUUUGAGGGGCCAGCAUUGCGACACAGUAGAUUAAGUUGCUGCUCGUGAUGCCGGCAUCUCAUAUCAGAGUGCUGGUUCGUGUCCCAGCUAUUCUACUUCCAAUCCAGCUCUCUGCUGAUGCGCCUGGAAAAGUAGUAAAAGAUGGAUGACCCAAGUACUUGGUCUUCUACCACCUGCAUGGGAGAUCUUGAUAGAGUCCCUGGCUCCUGCUUCAGCCUGGACCAGCCCCAUCUGUUGUAGCCAUCUGGGAGUGAAGCACCAAAUGGAAAAUUGUUCACCCCACCCACACCCCUGUUACUUAGCCUUUCCAAUAUAUGAAAUUAAAAAAAAAAAUUGAGGGGCUGGCACUGUGGCACAGUGGGUUAAGCCAUGGCCUGCAGCACCAGCAUCCCAUAUGGGCACUAGUUUGAGUCCCAGCUGCUCCACUUCUGAUCCACGUCCCUGCUUGGGAGGGUGUGGAGGAUGGCCCAAGUGCUUGGGCCCCUGCACCCGCAUGGGAGACCUGGAGGAGGCUUCUGGCUACUGGCUUUGGCCUGGCCCAAUCCUGGUCAUUGUGACCAUUUAGGGAUUGAACCAGCAAAUGGAAGAUCUCUCUCUGUCUUUCUCUCUGUGUCUCUCUGUGUCUCUCUCUCUCUAACUCUGCCUUUCAGAUACAAUAAAAAAAUAAUUUAUUAUUUAAUAAAAGAAUUCUUUAAAAAGAAUUGAGAUGUAGAGAGAGAGAGACAGACAGACAGACUCCAUCCCUAGCUCACUCCCCAGAUGUCUACAGUGGCUAGGGUGGGGCUGAGAUUGGUGCCAGGAACUGAGAACCUCAGCUAGGCCUGCGACCUGGGUGCCAGGGACCCAGUUUCUUCAGCCAUCACUGCUGCUUCCAAGGUCUGUGUUGACAGGAACCUGGAGUCAGAAGCCAGAGCAAGCAAUCAAACCCAAGCACUGUGGUGUAGGUAUCCUGACUACUAGAACCAUGGACCAGGGUCCCACACUUGGAACAUGGGCUCUGGUGUCAAGACUGCCAGCAAGCCAAGAAGGGCUGGGGUAAGGGAACAAGUGUCAUUCAAGGAUGUGUGUGUGGACUUCACCCAAGAAGAAUGGUACCUGCUGGACCCUGCCCAGAGGGUGCUGUACAGAGAUGUGAUCCUGGAAAAUUACAGCAACCUUGUCUCAGUAGGGUAUUGCUUUACUAAGCCGGAAGUGGUCUUCAAGAUAGAACAAGGAGAAGAGCCCUGGAUAUUAGAGAAAGGAUUCUCAAGCCAGAGCCACUCAGAAAGGAAAUGGGGAGUUGAUGGCCCAUCAGAGAGCAGCCAAGGCGAUCCAGAUGAACACUUCUGGCAGCUUGUGUUCACCAGCAACAACACAGUAAGUGCAGAAAGUGGUGACAGAGUAAGGAAAAUCUCUAAUCUGGGCGCAGACCCUGUUUCUUCAAGAAAUUUUCCCUGUAAAAUUUGUGAUUCAUGUGAACUAAGCUUGAAAAAUAUCUCAGGCUUACUUACUGGUAAAAAGAACUAUUCCAGAAAGAAGUCUAAUGAGCUUAAUGUUUGUGAGAAGUUACUGCUUGAUAUUAGGCAUGAGAAGAUUGCUGCUGGAGGGAAAUCUGGUAAAUAUUUACAAAAAAGGAAUGUCCUUAGUCAUCACCAUGGUCUCACUCAGCCAGGUUUUGACCCACCUUUUCAGUAUAAUGAAAAUGGACAAGGCUUCCCUGAGGAGGCAGCCUUUUUAACACAUCAGAGAUCUCAGCUGGGAGAGACGGUCUGUAAAUAUAAUGAAUGUGGAAGAACCUUCAUUGACAGUUUAAAGCUCCGUGGAUCUCCGAGAACUCAUUUGGAAAUGGAGCCAGAUGAAUGCAGUGUGUGUGGGAAGUCUUUCUACAUGGAUUUAAGGUUUGGACAUCAGAGAGCUCUUACAAGGGACAAUCUUUAUGAAUACAAUGAGUACGGUCAAAUUUUUUGUGACAAUUCAACUUUUAUUAUCCACCAGGGAGCUUACUCAAGAAAGAUUUCCCAGGAAUAUAAAGUGAGUGACAAAACUUGGGAAAAACCCCCCCUCUUUAAACAUCAGAUAGUACAUAUGGUAGAAAAGCCCUAUGACUACAAGGAAAAUGGAAAUAAUUUCAGUAAGAAGUCACAUCUCACCCAGCUUCGGAGAGGUCACUCAGGAGAAAAAACCUUUGAAUGUGGUGAAUGUGGGAAGACCUUCUGGGAGAAGUCAAACCUCACCCAGCAUCAGAGAACACACACAGGGGAGAAGCCCUAUGAGUGUGCUGAAUGUGGGAAAGCCUUUUGCCAGAAACCACACCUUACCAACCAUCAGCGAACACAUACAGGAGAAAAACCCUACGAAUGUAAGCAGUGUGGAAAAACAUUCUGUGUGAAGUCAAACCUCACUGAACAUCAAAGAACCCACACAGGGGAGAAACCCUAUGAAUGUAAUGUGUGUGGGAAAUCCUUCUGCCACAGGUCUGCCCUAACCGUGCAUCAAAGAACGCACACAGGGGAAAAACCCUUUAUAUGUAAUGAAUGUGGGAAAUCCUUCUGCGUGAAGUCGAACCUCAUUGUACAUCAGAGAACUCACACAGGGGAAAAACCCUAUAAAUGUAAUGAAUGUGGGAAAACUUUCUGUGAAAAGUCAGCUCUCACUAAACACCAGAGAACUCACACAGGGGAGAAACCCUAUGAGUGUAAUGCAUGCGGCAAGACCUUCAGUCAGCGGUCAGUACUCACGAAGCAUCAAAGAAUUCACGCGAGGGUGAAAGCUCUUUCAGCAUCCUGAACAUCCCAGUCAAACUUGUACCGUUUUUUUAAAUGAGACCAGAGAAAGCCAAAGAAUGCCAUGAAUUACUAGAAAAUGACAUUUGUUUGAAUAUGUAAAAACGUUCAGGAGAAAGUAAAGCUUUUCAUUAGUAAAUGUGUACUGAGGAGGACUCCGUUCAUUUAAGCAAGGUGGUAAAACACUUUAGAAUUUAUGUUGUUUAGUGUUAUAUUCCAGGUGAUACCAAAAUUAUAUUAUAAGCAUAACGGGCAAUAUUCGUUCACAUCCAUAUUCGCAGUGGAAUCUUUUCACAAAAAAUUGAGUGACAACCGCAUUAAGUAUACCUGUGAGAGACUAUGUGAGUAUGUCGAUGCAAUGGAACUUCGCAGUGUGCUUAAUUUGUAUUCAAGCUUGUGAGGAGAAAAUUAUGAACCUUAGUUUAGUAAUUAUUAUGGUAUUUAUUAAUAUUUUUCACACUAGGUAAUGCAGGUAUCUAUAAGUUGUAUGCAUAUGUAUGUGUGUAUAUACGAAUAUGUAUAUAUGUAUGUAUAUGUAAAUGUAUUUGUAAUCACAUACUUAAACACACAUAGUAAGUGAUGUGCCAGCAUCACCUCAUACUCACUGAAAAGUGCUGCUGACAUAUUUUCAGGAAUUUUGCGAGCCAGUUAAACACAGUCAUUAUUUUAAAUUAUAUAAACUGAUACUAAAGUGUAUUUAAAACAAAGUUAAUAAAUAUUCGACACUCAGCACUUCCCAGUUCUUUGGCUACAGCUCACUGUUCCUGUGUUGAAGUUGCUGUGUUACUGAAUCUAUGGUCAGAAUACCACAGAUGCGUGCACUGCGUUGGGCGCCUUCCUUGCUGCAUCCGUCAGUUCCAGCACCUUGGUGGGUUGGCCUUGGUGGGACUUUUUGCACCAUGGACAUUGGCGAACAUGGGGUAUCAGAGGUUUCAUUUUCUCAGUGAACCCAUUGUCAAAAUUUGCCAACACACUUUUCUCUGUGUGUAUGUGAAAAUAUAUUAGGCAGCUUUAAAGUACAAAUCGCAUACCUACCCUGUUUUCUAUUUCCUGGCCUGGCUAUGGCCAUUACUACUGAACUGCCUCUUCAAUAAAGCCAAAAGAUGUUUUAGUGAGGUUUUUAACUACCUCUGAAUCAGUCCUGUUCUAAAGAGAACCAGAGUCUGUAACUUGGCCAAUAUAUGUUUUGAAUGAAAUAUUAUUUCACAACAGUAUCACCUGCCUUUUCUGUUUCCUGGCAUAUUUGAAUGAAUAUGGCCAUAAUUACUGAACUGCUCUCUCCAUAGAAAAAUCAAACAUAUUUUUCCAAGGUUUUUAAGCUACCUCUAGGUCAGUCAGUGAUGUAAUGUAAUUGCUGGUAAUAACAUUGUCAUUGACAUAAAUUAUGCUAAGUUAGCAUCAAUUAUAAACAGUAAUACUCACUGCACUGUACAGAUAAAGAGUGGUCAUAUGAAAUGAAAUGUCCAUCUCAUACUCGUGAUAUUUCAUCGUGGUAUCUGUAGGCAUGAUAUGUGUAACCCUAGUUCUGUGUAACCCAGGAACUGUGUGUUUGUAUUUAGCAAUAUAGGGCUGUUUUCUUAUGCUUCAUUGAAACAAAUGGGUAAGAAGGAUACUGCCCAUCUACUUCUUUCUUGCUUAGCUAAAUUUUAAUCUCUUUGACCAUUCUUUUCCCAGAUAAUUUCAGGGGUAAACCAAAAUUAUUCAAAGCAAAUCAUGGAAAUUAAAUGCUAAUGAUUUUUGGGGGUGGGGAGUGAACAUGUGACCAAUGAGAUGUUUGGAAAAUACUCUGCAUCACUUUGGAGAGAGCUCGGUGGUUAAAUAUUGUCAUGACAUGAGAACCUGUGAGAGUCAUGAGAAGAAAGUGUCCCUCUUCCGCUGGACUUCUUCAUGUCUGUAAGUGAUGCAGGUGUGUCUCUGUGUGUGUGCGGCCCUGCGGGGCAGUAGAUUGAAGAUAACAAUGCACAAGCUGGGAAAAGCAGGCUCAGAGGAGACAUCGCCGAGCUCUGCACUUGCUCUCUGCCAGGACCUUGUAUCUAUCAGCUGUGAUAGUAACUGUUUCUUAUUUGUUCUUAGGGAUGUCUGAUCCUUAGAGCUGAAGGAUCCAACUGACUCAGAGGAACAUUUUUGUAAGUGUUAGUGAUCUAUACAGUGAUUUGGGGAAGAAUUGUGUCUUUUGACACAUUGGUGCUGGUUUAGCUGUUUGUAUCAGCCAUGAAUCAUUCUGGUAGAAAAAAAAAAAAGGAUUCUUCAGUAAAAAGUACAUUAAUGGCAGACAGUACAGAGGUGUGGGCCAGAUGCAAGGGAUAUUAGAAUCCAUAGAGGCUAGCAUCACAGGAAGCCAUUGGCAUUCUGAGACCUCAGAGGGCAAGGAUGGACAGUGUUACCAGAGCUCAGUGACCCACUGUUGUGGAGGAGAGAUGUCUUAAAGAAUUGUGGCUCCAAGCUGCCUGCCUGCCUUUGGAGAACCCAACUACGUGCAUCUGCAGGUGAGCCCAUGUGGGCACAGAGGAGGGUGGAGACAGUCUGGGUGGAGAAAAUGAAGAAUAAGCAGCACAAAUUUUUUUUCAUUUCUGUAAGUUCCUAUGUUUUUAAAAAGCUAAGUAUUAGAAAUAAAAGUUACUCUACUAGUCAAAAGUGGUGUUUCUGCUUCCUUGUGCUUUCAGAUCAGCAUAAGUAAAUUCCUUUUAGAACCAAGCACUCUGGCAGGUUCAUCUCCUUUGACAUGUGUGAAGCAGACGUUGUGGCUGUCCCUGGUGUUCUUGUUCUGCCUUCUUACAGUUAAAUAGCCAGUUGUCCACUGCACUGUUGAACUCACUCCCUAUCUUUGAUUGGGUGUGAUAUAAUCAUGUACUUAAAUAUAAUGUGUUGUGGCUGUUGAUUUUGUCUGUUCUUUGCAACUUUUCUAUGUUCUUCCAGCUGUAGAACCUGAGCUUGUGCAUUUACCCCAGAUGCCCUUGGCCUGCCUUGGUAUUCCUCCAGGAAUGAUCAUUGAUUCCAAAAUAGGCCAAUGAGAAUCCAUUGUGGAAUAUUUUUAUUGGAGGUCACCAGAUGAUCUGUGUCCUUGUUGCUGCCAGCAUUCAUGCCAAGAAAACACAUUUGGGCUGCAGUCUGUUGAGAAUCAGUCCUCAAUACACACACAAAAACACAUUUUCCCAGAGAUGGUGGUGGUAAAAGAAAAAGAAAAAAUAGGGUUAUGUUUGAAUUUUAGAUUUAAACAUGGAGAGGAAAACACUUCACUGGGAAGGCUGCAUUGAGAGAGGAGCCAGCAGAUGUGUGGAGGAAGAGUGUGUAAACAUUUGAUGUGUGUCUGAUACAUAAGCAUGGGUAACCAACAGUUUUAUUUGAGAUUCUGUUUCAUGAUGCAACUCUUAGCCUGGUUACCUGUAACUCUGAUUCUACUUUUUUACUGUACUGUCCUCUAUUAAAAGGAGUACUCAUUCCCAUGUACUAAACUGGUCACAUAGCCAGUGAGUGGGGUCCUCCCCCAGGCACUGGUGUGUAAAGUCACUACAGGAAUUGCUCAGUCAUAAGUUUGUGCUUCUGCAGUGGCAAAGUCAUCAGUCCAGUGCUGGAGUUUGUUUUAGGACUUGGGCUUCUUUCUUUCCCUUCUGUGUUAUGCCCCAUCUCUUCAAACCCAGUCUGUCAUUGUUGGAGAAUGUAGAACCAGAGCCAGUUCAGCUCAGCUCUGGGGGUCCUUGAUGCCCUCAGCCUUGAUAUCAUGCUUUCUGCCCCCAGUCAGAAGCCACCGCUGGCACUGCCCUGCACCUCCCCUGAGUCUUCAUCUGCCACUGUCCUGCCUGUCAAGAACUCGAAUGUAGCUGUGCCAUAGCAACCUCUCCCAGCAUAGUGUCAGCAGAGUAAAAGGCAACCCACAGAAUGGAAGAAAAUAUUUGCAAAUCACAUUUGCAAAAGAAAAUACCAAGUGGGAAUUUCCAAAAUGGCUGAAUGGAGAUGUGCACAGUUUGCCCUUUCCUCCACAGAGAAUCACUAAUGCACUUUACGGUGAGUCUCUGAGGGAGAUAUGUAAAACCUGUGGGAAUGACACAUAGAAAAGAGCAAGGCAACUGCAACAUGACCCAGCUCCAUGACCAAGGAUAAACCCAAUUGCAAGGGAAAAGAUAAACAGGAAAGCUUCAACAGAGCCCAUUGCCAUGGAUGCCUUAUCUGAAAAUCCUAGCUAUUGGAGGAACCCACAGUCAUCAUAGACUGUGAGCCCAAUAAGGGGAGCUACCUGGUAUAUGCACAAAAGCUCUACUUCAGAGAUAAGUCCAAGUUUCUCACCCUCUAGCCCCCAGAGCAUAGACUGCAUCAGUGUGCCACCAUCUUGGGAACUGAGACACUGCCAGAACCCAUACUGUCCUAGGAAACAGAA
Molecule: messenger RNA, 13685 nt
Organism: Oryctolagus cuniculus (rabbit)
Lineage: Eukaryota; Metazoa; Chordata; Mammalia; Lagomorpha; Leporidae
Source: RefSeq, a predicted model, not a curated record